UGAGACAGAGAUGAAAAUCAAAUUUAUGUUCUAUGAAGCUUAUUCAUAGCGAAUAACUCGUUUUUAGCUGAAACUGAAACAGAAAGAGAAACAAAAAGAAGAACCCGAAGUGUUGUUGAAUUUGAAUUUGAAUGGGGAAUCAAAAGCUGAAAUGGACGCAGGAAGAAGAAGACGCACUCAUUGCCGGAAUUGACAAACACGGCACAGGAAAAUGGAAAACCAUUCUCGUUGAUCCUCAGUUCGCUCAUUUACUCACUUCACGUUCCAACAUCGACCUCAAGGAUAAAUGGCGAAAUAUGAAUGUUUAUGUGAAUAAUGGCUCACAAGGUUCUAGUUCUAGGACUCCGAAACCUAAAGCUGCUCCUGUUUCUACCAGUGCCGUUCUUCAAAUUUGUGCUCCUCCUUCUGAUACUGUUGCUGCCUCUGAUCCUUCUCCAAUUGAACCAGAAGUUAAAAAUCCUCCAAGGUAUAAUGCCAUGGUUUUUGACGCUCUAUCUACAUUAAAGGAUACUAAUGGGUCCGACCUCAAUGCCAUUGCUAGUUUCAUUGAGCAAAAGCACCAGCAGGUUCCUCAAAAUUUCAGAAGGGCACUGAGUUCAAGACUAAGGACCCUUGUGAAUCAAGGGAAGCUUGAAAAGAUAAAUUAAUACUCUGUGAGAGGCUUAUGUGAUAUUGUAUGUCAUUGA
Messenger RNA from Vicia villosa (hairy vetch), 686 nucleotides. RefSeq names its product telomere repeat-binding factor 4-like. The transcript has 4 exons. The record is from RefSeq and is a predicted model, not a curated record. Gene Ontology annotation, cellular component: nucleosome. Gene Ontology annotation, biological process: nucleosome assembly. NCBI's taxonomy places the organism in Eukaryota, Viridiplantae, Streptophyta, Magnoliopsida, Fabales, Fabaceae. Gene Ontology annotation, molecular function: double-stranded telomeric DNA binding. Bases 132 to 647 code for a protein of 171 amino acids.